Messenger RNA from Nomascus leucogenys (northern white-cheeked gibbon), 3085 nucleotides. RefSeq names its product spermatogenesis associated serine rich 2 like (gene SPATS2L). The transcript has 13 exons. The coding region runs from base 910 to 2586 and encodes 558 amino acids. Gene Ontology annotation, molecular function: protein binding. Gene Ontology annotation, cellular component: cytoplasm. NCBI's taxonomy places the organism in Eukaryota, Metazoa, Chordata, Mammalia, Primates, Hylobatidae. The record is from RefSeq and is a predicted model, not a curated record.
AAUAGGCCCAGCCCUCGGUUUAUCUGUAAAACAGGACAAAAAUAGUAUCUACCUGAUGGGGUUCUUCGAAGGAUUAAAUGAGCUGGUACUUAUAAAGCACUUGCUAAUGUCUGUUAAAUAAAUUAUAUGAUCCACACACCAAUCCAAGGCGAUCAUAAGGUAGCAAGAACCACCACUCCAAGUCACAUAAGAAAAUGAAUUCCUUUCGUUUUAGCUCCUCUCUUUAUUUCAGCAGUGCGUUGUCAACAGGGCCACAUUAUGUUAGCAGAUUUGAACUUUAUCCACAAGGUGUUUGUAUUUUAUUUCAAAUUAUGAAUUCCUGAACAUCGGAUUAUGUACGAUUCUGCAGUGCCCUCGGAGGCCCAUUAGAGUCUGGAGCUCGAGAGGCAUAACCAACUCUGGUCUGAUAUUUAUAAGGAGCUUGACAGCCAAGGAGCCACUCUGAAGCAGUUAUUGGUAUUGCCAAAAAAAAAAAAAAAAAAAAAAGGAAGCUAAGAAGUCACCCUUCUAAAUACAUACAUACAUACAUACAUACAUACUGAAUUGGAGAGCUGCCUGCAUUUCACUCUACUGCCUCUGGAAGAGGAGUGUUAUCUAAAGUGCUUCCAUCAUGAAUAAUGAUUGAGAAACUGCUUUUACUCUCCCAACUACUGUACUCCCAGGCAGAAACCCACGGCUGAAGCCCACGAUGCCCAUGUGUAACUUGGUUAUUACACACACGUUUGGAACCCAGUGUGCAGACGCGCAGCGCAGAGGAGGCGGCGGAACACCCCGGGUUGGUCGGGUUUCCAAGGGCCGACCCGAGCCCCAGCACUUUUUCCGCGCCUGAUUUUUCAGAGCUCUUCAGAACCCAGGCUGCUUUCAGGAACAUUGCUGUGGAUUCCCAGGGCCUAUUCCACUAGAGGCAAGAUGGCUGAACUCAAUACUCAUGUGAAUGUCAAGGAAAAGAUCUAUGCAGUUAGAUCAGUUGUUCCCAACAAAAGCAAUAACGAAAUAGUCCUGGUGCUUCAACAGUUUGAUUUUAAUGUGGAUAAAGCCGUGCAAGCCUUUGUGGAUGGCAGUGCAAUUCAAGUUCUAAAAGAAUGGAAUAUGACAGGAAAAAAGAAGAACAAUAAAAGAAAAAGAAGCAAGUCCAAGCAGCAUCAAGGCAACAAAGAUGCUAAAGACAAGGUGGAGAGGCCUGAGGCAGGGCUGCUGCAGCCACAGCCACCACAGAUUCAAAACGGCCCCAUGAAUGGCUGCGAGAAGGACAGCUCAUCCACGGAUUCUGCUAAUGAAAAACCAGCCCUUAUCCCUCGUGAGAAAAAGAUCUCAAUACUUGAGGAACCUUCAAAGGCACUUCGUGGGGUCACAGAAGGCAACAGACUACUGCAACAGAAACUAUCCUUAGAUGGGAACCCCAAACCUUUACAUGGAACAACAGAGAGGUCAGAUGGCCUACAGUGGUCAGCUGAGCAGCCUUGUAACCCAAGCAAGCCUAAGGCAAAAACAUCUCCUGUUAAGUCCAAUACCCCUACAGCUCAUCUUGAAAUAAAGCCAGAUGAGUUGGCAAAGAAAAGAGGCCCAAAUAUUGAGAAAUCAGUGAAGGAUUUGCAACGCUGCACCGUUUCUCUAACUAGAUAUCGCGUCAUGAUCAAGGAAGAAGUGGAUAGUUCCGUGAAGAAGAUCAAAGCUGCCUUUGCUGAAUUACACAACUGCAUCAUUGACAAAGAAGUUUCAUUAAUGGCAGAAAUGGAUAAAGUUAAAGAAGAAGCCAUGGAAAUCCUGACUGCUCGUCAGAAGAAAGCAGAAGAACUAAAGAGACUCACUGACCUUGCCAGUCAGAUGGCAGAGAUGCAGCUGGCCGAACUCAGGGCAGAAAUUAAGCACUUUGUCAGCGAGCGUAAAUAUGACGAGGAGCUCGGGAAAGCUGCCCGGUUCUCCUGUGACAUCGAACAGCUGAAGGCCCAAAUCAUGCUCUGCGGAGAAAUUACACAUCCAAAGAACAACUAUUCCUCAAGAACUCCCUGCAGCUCCCUGCUGCCUCUGCUGAAUGCGCACGCAGCAACCUCUGGGAAACAGAGUAACUUUUCCCGAAAAUCAUCCACUCACAAUAAGCCCUCUGAAGGCAAAGCGGCAAACCCCAAAAUGGUGAGCAGUCUCCCCAGCACCACCGACCCCUCUCACCAGGCCAUGCCGGCCAACAAGCAGAACGGAUCUUCUAACCAAAGACGGAGAUUUAAUCCACAGUAUCAUAACAACAGGCUAAAUGGGCCUGCCAAGUCGCAGGGCAGUGGGAAUGAAGCCGAGCCACUGGGAAAGGGCAACAGCCGCCACGAACACAGAAGACAGCCGCACAACGGCUUCCGGCCCAAAAACAAAGGCGGUGCCAAAAAUCAAGAGGCUUCCUUGGGGAUGAAGACCCCCGAGGCCCCAGCCCAUUCUGAAAAGCCCCGGCGAAGGCAGCACGCCGCAGACACUUCGGAGGCCAGGCCCUUCCGGGGUAGUGUUGGUAGGGUUUCACAGUGCAAUCUCUGCCCCACGAGAAUAGAAGUUUCCACAGAUGCAGCAGUUCUCUCAGUCCCGGCUGUGACGUUGGUGGCCUGAGCUAGGAGGAAAAAGAGCAGUUUUCACUCAGUUUUGGUUCCCUGCCCGAGGUGCUGACCCAGUUCGCUGCCAAAAGAGUGUCAAUCAGAAUAUACAAAUCCUGUAUGGUUGUGUCAUCCUCUCUUAAUCAUUUUUACUAAUUCUAAUAAUCAGCUCUAGCUUGCUUCAUAAUUUUCAUGGCUUUGCUUGAUCUGUUGAUGCUUUCUCUCAUCAAGACUUUGCAGCAUUUUAGCCAGGCAGUAUUUACUCAUUGUUAGGAAAAUCAAGAUGUGGCUGCAGAUCAGAGGCUCAGUUAGCAACCUGUGUUGUAGCAGUGAUGUCAGUCCAUUGAUUGUCUUUAGAGAGUUAAUGUUACAAAAAAGAAUUCUUAAGAAUCAGACAAACAUGAUCUGCUGAGGACACAUGCGCUUUUGUAGAAUUUAACAUCUGGUGUUUUUCUGAAAAAAUAUAUAUACAUAUAUUGCUUUAUUUGAAACAAAUUAAAAUAUGCUGCAUUUGA